GUGAUGAAUAUAAAUUAGUGAACUGUAAGCUCUGACUGAGCAUUGUGUGGUUUUUGGCAUUCGAUGAUUUUUGUCGCGGUUUUUUAAAAUGGUAAAAAUAACUGUAUGAUUUUGUGAGCGUAUAUUGUGCGCUUAGCUUACAAUAGAAAGUAAAAGCUGUAACUUAAUAUAGGCUGUAAUAUAGACCUGCGUAAAGGCAAUCUGUCUAUUGCUUCCUGCUUUCAACAAAUUUAUUUGUUUCUAUAGCAGGUCAAUUUGAAAACUUUAUAAGUUCCGAAGUGUACUUCGACGAGAAUAAGGAAAAUACUCAAUAGCAGUUGAUGCAGAAAGGUUUCAUUCAUCAUUCAUAAGUAACAAAUAAACAAAUUUUUUGCGGUGUCGUUGAUGGAUGGGAAUUCCAUUCUCCUGUUGUGCGACAAUCAUAACUUUGCAAACUGCAACAAUAAAGUGUAGCUCUUUGCAAUGGGACAGAAUCAAGGGAAAAAUUUGAAAAAAGCUGGCACCUUGGGAAAGAAGAAAGCAGAGAAAAACUACAUCGAAGAUUCUUCAGCAAUCUCCAAUCGUCCUCUGCCCGAUACUCCUCCACCUGGCGAAUUGAAAUCAGACUGGAAGUCUUUGGACAACUUGAAUACAGUUGAAUCAUGUGAUCCGCACUCUUUUAUUGUUCUGUUUGAUUUCAGAGGCAACGAUGAUGACCAACUUAAUGUCGUGGCAAAUCAGGAGGUAUGGAUUUUAUCUGACAAUGAUAAUGGAGAAUGGUGUCAUGGCCAGUUAAGAAAUGGUCAGAAAGGAUGGUUACCUAGAAACUAUAUUGCACGUAUCGAUAGCUUAGAUAAACAUUCGUGGUAUCAUGGACAAAUAUCACGCAUCAAAGCUGAAAUGGUUUUAAACAGUGGCAUUAAUGGUAGUUUUCUUGUUCGUGAGAGUGAAGCGAAUCCUGGCCAGGUUUCCAUUUCUAUACGAUUUGAUGGUCGUGUUUACCAUUAUCGUGUUAGCAAAAAUGCUGAAAACAAACUCUUCAUUUCUGCUGGUAGCAAGUUUUCCACACUUCCAGAGCUUGUGCACCAUCAUUCCCAGCAUUCUGAUGGUUUGGUGACAACACUGCAUUAUCCAGCACCCAAGACUGAUAAACCCACUGUAUAUGGUACUCAUAGGCCAGAUAAAUGGGAAGUGAGUCGCGAUGAGAUUUGCAUGAAACAACGUUUGGAUGCAGGCCAGUAUGGGGAGGUUUAUGAAGGACUGUGGACAAGGAAUAAUACAAAAGUUGCUGUUAAAACGCUCAAGGAAGAGGCAAUGGAAGUUGAUGACUUUUUACGUGAGGCAAAUAUGAUGAAGCAACUGAAACAUAAGAAUCUUGUUCAGCUACUGGGUGUCUGUACUCGAGAGGCACCAUUUUAUAUCAUCACGGAGUUUAUGGAGGGCGGAAAUCUUUUAGAUUAUCUUCGUGAUACAGAAAAAAGUAAAGAUCUAGAUCCACUUACUUUGAUGUACUUUGCAACUCAAGUAGCUUCAGCUAUGAUGUAUCUGGAGAGUAUGAAUUUUAUUCAUAGGGAUUUAGCAGCUCGAAAUUGCUUGCUCGGAAGCAAUAACAUUGUGAAAGUUGGUGAUUUUGGUCUAUCGCGUUUACUUCUUCGUGACGACAUGUACACAGCAAGACAAGGUUCAAAGUUUCCCAUCAAGUGGACGGCACCGGAGGCCCUUGCAUAUAACGAAUUUACAGUUAAAUCGGACGUAUGGGCAUUUGGAGUUUUGCUGUGGGAGAUAGCGACGUAUGGUAUAUCACCUUAUCCAGGUCUUGAUUUGUCUCAAGUGUACGACAAAUUAUUGACUGGCUAUCGCAUGCAAGCACCUGCUGGUUGUCCUGACGAGGUCUAUCAGCUUAUGAGAAAAUGUUGGGAAUUCGAACCCAUGGAUCGUCCUUCCUUUAAAGAAAUACACAAGGAGCUGAAUGAAAUGUUCGAAUCGAAACCAGUCAACGAAGUGGUUGAAAGAACAUUGGAGAAGAAUCGAACGUUUGGUAAUACACUCUCUAUGAAGUUUAGAACGGACAGGAAGACCAAAGAGAAGAAACUGAAUAGGUCUGACAACUCGUCAGAUGAUCAGCCACCUCGACCACCGCCAUCGAGCUCCAAGCCACCUCCCCUUCCUUCAAUGACUUCCCGACCAUCGACUUCUGCAUCACCCAUCCCAAAUUUACCUACUCCAUCAGCUGGUCGACCACCUGCGCCACUACCGUCUAGUUCCAGGCCUCCACCUCUUCCUUCGACGAAUUCCCGACCAUCGACUCAAGCAACAACAUCCAUCACAAAUUUCUCUGUUCCAUCAACGGGUCGACCACCUCCACCAGGCUCAAGAAUCAGUAAUUUGCAGUCGAAAAUUGCACCAGUCGUACCAAAUCUCUCCGAGAUUGGAAAUGUGAGACUUAGACCAACUAAUAAUGCUGUAAAAGCACGCCUUAAAGAAACUCCUGAACGUGGCGAAGAAGAGUCUUGGAGUAAAAGUAAUGUUGCUAACUUGCGCUCUCGUCCAGGUCCUAUAUUACCAAACGACGACCAUGUUCCACCACCUGUACCAAGAACAACUCGUGCAAAUGCGUCCAACGACUUUACUACGGUCUCACAACCCAACAGAAUGAAACCAAAGCUUCCACCUUCCAGAAAUCGACCGCCUCCCGCAUUGCCAAAAGCAACGUCAUCAAAUCACGUGGAAAGCCAUGAUGGAAUGGACAAUGUUCACGGUUCAAUACCUGUAUCACCUUCCCUCCGACAAAAACAUAGAAAUUUGCCACCCCCACCGGUCCCUCAUGACAAUGAACUAAACGGUAAUAUGAAAAAUACAUUUACAGGUCGACAACUUCCACCUGUGCCGUCAGCAUGGGGUAGAAGCUCGAGGGAGAAUGGAACCGAGCAUCCGUUGCCACCUGUGCCAAAGCCUAAACCUCUACCUCCUCCAAAACCUAAACUACCUGUUAAACCUAGUUUUCCCCCGAGGUAGAGCUGUUAUUUUAUAAAACUAGGAUGUAUUGUAAACAAUUAUUGCUUAAAGUCAUUUCUUUAAAGUCAAAUGAACAAGAAUGUAACUGCAAAACUUGUUAGAGUUUUGCUAAAUCAUUUUGAAAGAUGGUUUUGACCAAGGGACCGAGAAUCAUAUAUGUUUACUCCAUAAUUAAAUGAUAAGUGAAUCAUAUUCUUACGUUGUAAAUAAUAAAAUACAUAAAUCGUCAGUGAAUUUAGGUUGUAUGGUACCAUCACCAAAAACAGUUUUGCUAAUACUUGUAAUUAUCAAAGAGGAGCUGGUAUAAGAAUUCGUUCGCUCGAAGCUAAUACAUCGAUUUUACGACGCUUUUACGUAUAAAUAAAUAAGAAAACUAUAA
This is a messenger RNA of Xenia sp. Carnegie-2017, 3373 nucleotides long. RefSeq names its product tyrosine-protein kinase ABL1-like. The transcript has 9 exons. Gene Ontology annotation, biological process: protein phosphorylation. The record is from RefSeq and is a predicted model, not a curated record. Bases 463 to 2994 code for a protein of 843 amino acids. Gene Ontology annotation, molecular function: protein tyrosine kinase activity; ATP binding; protein binding. Lineage: Eukaryota; Metazoa; Cnidaria; Anthozoa; Malacalcyonacea; Xeniidae.